AAGAAGAAGGCUGCAGCGAUGCCCGACUCCCCUGUAGAAGUGAAGACACAGCCACGGGCCACGCCCCCCAGUAUGCCGCCACCACCACCUGCCACAUCCCAAGGGGCCACACGACCCCCGUCCUUCACACCACACACACAUGGAGAGGACAGGCCUGCGACGCUGCUGCCCCCCGGCCGUCUUCAUGGCUGCUUAAAGUGGUCAAUGGUCUGUCUUUUGAUGAACGGUAGCAGCCACUCGCCAACAGCCAUCAGCAGUGCCCCGUCCACACCCAACGGCUUCAGCAAUGGCCCAGCCACCUCUUCCACGGCCUCCCUGUCCACGCAGCACCUGCCCCCGGCCUGUGGGGCGCGGCAGCUCUGUAAGCUGAAGCGUUUCCUCACCACGCUGCAGCAGUUCGGCAGCGACAUCUCCCCCGAAAUUGGGGAGCGCGUGCGCACGCUGGUGCUGGGCCUGGUGAACUCGACGCUGACAAUCGAGGAGUUUCACUGCAAGCUGCAGGAGGCUACCAACUUCCCACUGCGCCCGUUCGUCGUCCCCUUCCUGAAGGCAAACCUGCCCCUGCUGCAGCGGGAGCUCCUGCACUGUGCCCGUCUGGCCAAGCAGACCCCUGCCCAGUACCUGGCCCAACAUGAGCAGCUCCUGCUGGACGCCAAUGCUGCCUCCCCCACUGACUCUUCAGACCUCCUGCUGGAAGUGAAUGAGAAUGGCAAGAGGAGGACGCCUGACAGGACCAAAGAGAAUGGGUCGGACCGUGACCUGCUGCUCCCCGAGCACCUCAGCAAGCGGCCAUGCACUCUGAGCCCUGCCCCGCGCUUCAGCCCCAGCAAUGGGGUGCCCCACCCCACCCCACCCCCGCACUACCGUCUCGAGGACAUGGCUGUGGCCCACCACUUCCGUGACCCCUACCGCCCCCCUGACCUCCGGGAGCUGCGGGAGCGCCAUCGGCACCUUGCAGUGCCUGGGUCUCGGCAGGAGGAAGUGAUUGACCACAGGCUCACAGAGCGUGAGUGGGCCGAAGAGUGGAACCACCUCAACAACCUCCUGAACUGCAUCAUGGACAUGGUAGAGAAGACGCGCAGGUCACUCACCGUGCUGCGCCGGUGCCAGGAGGCUGACCGCGAGGAGCUCAACCACUGGGCCCGGCGCUGCAGCGACACCGAGGACGUGAAGAAGGGCCCUGGGUCUGCUGCCGUUCGGCCCCUUGGCAGCUCCACCGGCCCUGAGGGGUCUCAGCUAGAUGUCCCCAGGGAGUUCAUGCCAAGGACCCUCCCUGGCUACAUGCCUGAGGAUAUCUGGAGGAAGGCUGAGGAGGCAGUAAAUGAGGUGAAGCGCCAGGCCGUGUCUGAGCUACAGAGAGCUGUGUCGGACGCGGAGCGCAAAGCCCACGAGCUCAUCUCUACAGAGCGGGCCAAGAUGGAGCGGGCCCUGGCCGAGGCCAGGCGGCAGGCCUCGGAGGAUGCCCUGACGGUCAUCAACCAGCAGGAGGAUUCCAGUGAGAGCUGCUGGAACUGUGGGCGCAAGGCCAGCGAGACCUGCAGCGGCUGCAACGCGGCGCGCUACUGUGGGUCCUUUUGCCAGCACAAGGACUGGGAGAAGCACCACCACGUGUGCGGCCAGAGCCUGCAGGGCCCUGCAGCUGUGGUGGUCGACCCUGUGCCCAGUCAGCCUGAUGCCACCAGUAGCUUGGGCCCCUCCCUGCCUGUGGGUGCUACCAGCCCCAGCGAGGCUGGCUCUGCAGGGCCCUCCCGCCCUGGCUCCCCCGGCCCACUGGACACCGUGCCCCGCUGACCCCUCCCAGCCCCCAGCCUGCUGGACGCUAUACCCCAGCCAGC
Molecule: messenger RNA, 1835 nt
Organism: Otolemur garnettii (small-eared galago)
Lineage: Eukaryota; Metazoa; Chordata; Mammalia; Primates; Galagidae
Gene: CBFA2T3
Product: CBFA2/RUNX1 translocation partner 3
Exons: 11
Coding region: 19-1791 (590 amino acids)
Biological process (GO): DNA-templated transcription; negative regulation of DNA-templated transcription
Cellular component (GO): nucleus
Molecular function (GO): transcription corepressor activity
Source: RefSeq, a predicted model, not a curated record